Molecule: messenger RNA, 932 nt
Organism: Carica papaya (papaya)
Lineage: Eukaryota; Viridiplantae; Streptophyta; Magnoliopsida; Brassicales; Caricaceae
Product: Dormancy/auxin associated family protein
Source: RefSeq, a predicted model, not a curated record
CUAACUGACACCUUCUAUAUUGGGAGACUGCUCGGACUGAUUUACUGAGAGCAGACUGAUCUACUAUCCUGCGCCCUUCCUGUGUUAACGUACGCCAUGGGCUUGCUUGACCAGCUAUGGGACGACACCGUUGCGGGGCCACGGCCGGAGACAGGCCUCGGCAAGCUACGGAAGCACUCUUCUUUCAGUUUCCGGUCUACCUCCGGCAAGGAAUCAGGUAACGUUAGAUCUUUCGGUGAUGAUUCGCCGGAGGAGGCGGCGAGAGUAACGCGUAGUAUAAGAAUAGUAAAGCCGCCAGGGUACCAGAACGGUUCGCCGCCAGGGUACCAGAACGGUUCGCCGCCAGUAUCGCCUGCAGGUUCCACCCCACCUUUGUCUCCAUUUUCCGGUGAGGAGGAGGCAGAGAGACAUCGUACCGGUUUAGAAGGAGGUCAACAUCGGAUGCAUACGAGAAAGGAAGCGAGGACGUCGGAGCCAGGAUUGUUCCUCCUUAUAACGAUGUGUGAGCUUUAGAGAAACUCAAAACCUUUUCGCCUUUUGUUUCAUCCCGGCUGCCGGAAAUCUUCGGAGGUAUGAUUAUGGAUCGCCGAUGAGACUAGUAGAAUGCCCGACCUUCAUUCCCCCUCCCGCAAAAUCGUAUAAUAUCCAGGUCGAAUUCCUCUGUAGCUUAUAGUCUAUUCUGCAAUGAGUGUUUAUGUUAUAUUGGUACUAUUAUCCCGUCCUAUGCAACCUUGGUGUCUUACUACUUGUAACAUAUAUAUAUAUAUAUAGCUAGGUAUGCUAAUAUAUGUAUGUAGUUAUGUAUGUAACGUAGUGGCAGUUUGUUUCGUGUAAAUAGAGAGGGCUGUAGCGAUGUUUUUGUUAUGCAACGUUGUCGUUUCUUCUUUUCUUGGGAAAUAAGAAUGAUCUUUGAUCUCCCUUUCUCUGCUUCA